AUGGAUCAUUUAGCUAAGGACUGCUUAGCUUUUAGGGAAAUCAGGGGAGUUUAUGAAGAGAAAUGCAAUGCCUUAGGGGCCUAUAAUAAGCCAUUCUCUCAUACGUACAACCCUUGUUGGAGAAACCACCCAAAUUUCAGCUGGAAAGAUCCCAACCAAACACAAUCUUCUGGAGGGCAAUGGAGAAAUGAGCACCAGUCUCAACCAUCAAAAGCUCAACCUGCUCCUCAAUACAAUGCUCCUCCUCAAAGGAGUUCUCUUGAGAACACCCUUCAUUCAUUCAUGGAGGAGCAAGCCAAAAUAAAUCGUCAAAUGAUGGAAGAAAUCAAGGAAAUGAAAAGUCAAUUUUCAAAACUGACUGGAUCCUUGGAGGCUAAUGCCAUCACAACUAGAAGUGGUAAAGCUUUGGAAGAUCCACCAAUACCAAAUACUACUUCAAAAUUUCCAAAUGUUGUCUCUGAAAGUGUGCCAUCCAAUUCUUCUGCAAAAGUUCCAUUUCCCCAGGCUCUAAGACCUACUGGGAAAAUUCCUGAAAAUCGAGGAGAAAUCCUUGAGCACUUGACACAACAUCAUGUCAAGAAGACUGCUUUCUUGACUGAGCAACUUAGUGCGGUAAUUGAACAAAAGACACCACCAAAAUACAAAGAUCCUGGUUGUCCCACCAUUUCCUGUCAAAUUGGGACUCAUGAAUUUAGCCAAGCCUUGCUAGACUUAGGAGCGAGUGUCAAUCUCAUGCCUUUUUCUGUCUACUCACAACUUGGUCUUGGUGAAAUCAAGCCUACUUCUGUAGUCUUACAGCUGGCUGAUCGUUCUAUUAAGAAGCCUCGGGGUAUUGUUGAGGAUGUUCUUGUUCAAGUUGACAAAUUCUAUUACCCCGUUGACUUUCUCAUUCUGGAUACUCAAUCUGUGGUUAACAUGUAG
This is a messenger RNA of Humulus lupulus (European hop), 921 nucleotides long. RefSeq lists its product as uncharacterized. The record is from RefSeq and is a predicted model, not a curated record. The transcript is spliced from 3 exons. The coding region runs from base 1 to 921 and encodes 306 amino acids. NCBI's taxonomy places the organism in Eukaryota, Viridiplantae, Streptophyta, Magnoliopsida, Rosales, Cannabaceae.